Messenger RNA from Vicia faba (fava bean), 1095 nucleotides. The record is from the annotation of a GenBank genome assembly. NCBI's taxonomy places the organism in Eukaryota, Viridiplantae, Streptophyta, Magnoliopsida, Fabales, Fabaceae.
AUGAAAUUCAGAUUCUGCGCUUAUAACAACAACUGGAGCAAUCUCUAUAACAAAGCGCGAAACCUAAUAUCUUCUUCCGCCACUUUCGCCGCCAUGGCUGACCUCAACACCCUCAAAACCAAGCUCUGCAUCAUCGGAAGUGGCCCCUCCGCCCACACAGCCGCCGUAUACGCGGCCCGUGCUGAACUCAAACCAGUUCUCUUCGAAGGAUGGAUGGCCAACGACAUCGCUCCCGGCGGUCAACUCACCACCACCACCGACGUAGAGAAUUUCCCCGGCUUCCCUGAAGGUAUCCUCGGUGGCGAACUGAUGGAACGGUGUCGCCAGCAAUCUGUUCGGUUCGGGACUGAGAUCUUCACGGAGACAGUUACCAAGGUCGAUUUCUCAUCUCGUCCUUUUAGGGUUUUUACUGACUCAAAAUCUGUUGAGGCUGAUUCGGUUAUCGUCGGUACCGGAGCUGUUGCGAAACGGUUACCGUUCACUGGCUCGGGAGACGGUCCGGACGGUUUCUGGAACCGAGGGAUCUCGGCUUGUGCCGUGUGUGACGGCGCGGCUCCGAUCUUUAGAAACAAGCCGUUGGCGGUGAUUGGUGGCGGAGACUCGGCUAUGGAGGAAGCAACGUUUCUAACCAAAUACGGUUCUGAGGUUUACAUAAUCCAUCGUAGGGAUACAUUUAGGGCUUCGAAGAUUAUGCAGAGCAAGGUGGCGAACAAUAGCAAAAUUAAGGUGAUAUGGAACUCGGCGGUGGUGGAGGCUUAUGGGGAAGGGGAGACCAAAAGAUUGGGGGGUUUGAAGGUGAAGAAUGUGGUGACAGAAGAAGUUUCUGAUUUGAAGGUUUCUGGAUUGUUCUUUGCCAUUGGUCAUGAACCUGCAACCAAGUUCUUGGAUGGUCAACUAGAACUUGAUUUUGAUGGAUAUGUUGUGACUAAGCCAGGAACCACAAAGACUAGUGUUGAGGGAGUUUUUGCUGCUGGGGAUGUUCAGGAUAAGAAGUAUAGACAAGCUAUUACUGCUGCUGGCACUGGUUGUAUGGCAGCUUUGGAUGCAGAACAUUUCCUUCAAGACAUUGGUUCACAACAGGAUAAGAGUGAUUGA